AUGGUUGCUAGAGUAAAAAAUUCUUCUCCGGUUACAGCGAUGAAAGCGUCAAGCAAGGAUAUUAAAAGCAAGAAGCCCAAACACGGACAACUGAAGCGUGGUGCUGACACUAAACUUUUGGAAGAAAAAUGUUUGUUAGUAGUACCUCACAAAGAAAGAUUGGGAAAUAUGACUAUCACAGAGCAUAUUGUUAGUCAAGAUAAAACACAAGGGCUAAGUCAAGAUGAAACACAAGGGCUAAGUCAAAGGCAACUUGCAUGCAAUGAUCUUUCUAAAUAUGCCUCUGGAAUUUCCCCUUUGCCACCUGAUAAUGACUCUCAUUCCAUGGGGAACAAAUAUUUAAGGUUCUUAGAAAAGAGCAGAAAAAGUGCUGUCGUAGAUUCAUACAAAAAAUUUGUCAUAACUAUGGGACUAAAUGAGCAGAACUCUAAAAAAAUGUCAGGCAUUUACAAUUUUAGGUAUUUGAAACUGGAAAAACCAAUUUAUAACUCCAUACACACAGGUAAAAUAAGGCUCACAGAGGGACAAGAAGAAGAAAAAUCUGACCCCAUGCAUAAAGUGAAAAACAGUGGCUUGCUUUUCAGAUUUCAUAAUACUGCAAGCAAUGGAAAUUUGGAAUCUGCCAAACUUGAACAGCACUGUUUUGAAGAUAAAUGUGGCAAGGAAGAUAAUGGCACAAAAGGUCUAUCUUUGGAACGAAAGCAUGUUGGUUCUGGUGGAUUGGAACAGGCUGGGUGGACUUGUGGCAAUGGACUAGCAAUCUGCUCGAUGAAAUAUUUCCACCAGAGUUACUUCAAAGAACCAGUGUAUCUGAAAAAGCUGCCAAUCAAAAUCCCACUUGUAACAAUGAAUCCCAAUCACCCAAAACAGCAGAUUAUUGCUUAAAUCUGCAUUCUGCGGAAAAACUGCCUGCUAAAUCUCCUAAAACCGAAGAUUAAAAGAAAGAAUUUAUGUACAAUCAACAUUAUACAGCCUGUAUCUUGUAGUUUGUGAACUUGUUUCACUGGAUUUAACUGUAAAUUACUUGACAAGAAUGAAGUGUUUGAUUUGAUAAUAAAUGUUGAAUGCAGAUGUGAAAGAUUUUAAAAAAAUAAAGACACAUGAAUUUAUGCAUAGGGUUGUGUGUGGUUAGAUGAAAACUUCAAUAUAUAUAUGUAUUGUGAAUUACAGUAAAUGUUCUAAUUUGUUAGCUGUGCUGGUCUUCCUUCAUGAAAAGGAAGAACUUCAAAUGACUUGAUGAACAUCUAUAUAUUUUUUAAAUAUAAUUAUCUGAUUCUCUCCAUUACCUAGUGUAUUAACCAGAUAAUGAAUUUUGUUCAUUAACUUAUAUUUCCAUACUUUUCUUACUGGGCAGGCCUUCUAAAUAAUUAAAGCAAUAAAGUAACAUAAGAAAAAAUUACCUGUAAUAUGCAAAAUGAAAAACUCUUUACCACAUAAAAUAGUUAUAUGGUACAUACAAAAGUUUGACAAUUAGAAAAAUGAGUUAAAUACCUACCAGGCAGACUAGGUAGGUAAUGGAGAGUGGUAAUGACCUAUCAAAACACUAGAAAUGUAUUAGUGUACUAUUUAUUACUAUGACUCCAUCCAGCAGGAAUGACCAUGUGUGAAUACAAGUUAUGCCAUCUAACACACUUCUCGCCAAUACAACAUAAGAUCAAAAUAUGUACAGUAUACAGCAACUAAUGUGGUAAAGAGGCAUGAUAAAAUAAGUGUUAUAGUGUUAACUACAGCACUUGUCUACUAAGAGCAGUAAGAAAAUGCUACGUGUACAGUCGACCCUCCGCUAUUCGCGGACUCUGGAUUCACAGAUUUCUCUAUGGACCGUACAUACCAAUAUUCAUGGGAAAUUCUUGUAGUCCCUGUAUUUUUCUAUGAGAAAUAUCCACAAAUUAAUACUGAAUUUUC
Molecule: messenger RNA, 1905 nt
Organism: Macrobrachium nipponense
Lineage: Eukaryota; Metazoa; Arthropoda; Malacostraca; Decapoda; Palaemonidae
Exons: 3
Coding region: 1-885 (294 amino acids)
Source: RefSeq, a predicted model, not a curated record